This is a messenger RNA of Coniophora puteana RWD-64-598 SS2, 777 nucleotides long. Its product is annotated as S-adenosyl-L-methionine-dependent methyltransferase. The record is from RefSeq and is a predicted model, not a curated record. NCBI's taxonomy places the organism in Eukaryota, Fungi, Basidiomycota, Agaricomycetes, Boletales, Coniophoraceae. The annotation marks the transcript as partial. The transcript is spliced from 2 exons.
CAAAGUCGUAGGCUCUCGCUUCAGCAUAACAUUCUGAAGAAGGCAUACGAGGGACGGCUUGUCUUUCCUCCCAUCGCCUUGGUGGAUGGAUCGUACGUGCUAGAUAAUGGAUGCGGAACGGUGAUCUGGAGCAUCGAAUUCGCCCAGCAGGUCUCCGAAAAGGUCCUCGUGAAGGGUAUCGACAUCGAGAGCGGCAUGUUCCCCGCGAAGUUGCCUUCCAACAUCGAGCUCUCAGUGGGCUCGAUGCUCGACCUGCCCGCCGAUUGGACUAACAAGUACGCUCUUGUCAACCAGCGGCUCCUCAUGGCUGCACUCUCGGGCGCGCAGUGGGAGGUGGCGCUCAAGGAAGUGUUUCGGGUGACCGCCCCUGGCGGAUGGGCUCAGUUCGGCGAAGUCGGCAACUGGCGUGCAGGCCCCAUCUCGGAAGGCCAUCAUGACAUGAUGGAGGUCAUGUACGCGAAAAGGGGUCUCCUCCUCCACAUUACGGAUCUACUUCCGGGUAUGCUCAAGAAGGCCGGGUUCAGGGACAUCCGCACGGAGAAGCGCGUCUUGCCUCUCGGGAGCUGGGAAGGUCCCGAAGGUGCGCGGGUCUGCAGGAAUUUCAUUGACGUGUACCGUGCCAUGAAGUCUGUGCUGCUCAACUAUGGCGGAUUGGGGUACGUAAAGUCAGAAUCCGAGUUUGAUGACUGGCUGGACCGCGUAGAGAAGGAGUGGAACGAGACGAACGGCUCUGAAUUAGAGUUUUAUGUCUUCUACGCACAGAAGCCGGUGGCUUAG